Nanorana parkeri is the source of this 1587-nucleotide messenger RNA. Its product is annotated as tight junction protein ZO-3-like. Gene Ontology annotation, molecular function: cell adhesion molecule binding. NCBI's taxonomy places the organism in Eukaryota, Metazoa, Chordata, Amphibia, Anura, Dicroglossidae. The transcript is spliced from 10 exons. The record is from RefSeq and is a predicted model, not a curated record. Gene Ontology annotation, biological process: cell-cell junction organization; cell-cell adhesion; positive regulation of blood-brain barrier permeability. Gene Ontology annotation, cellular component: bicellular tight junction; plasma membrane. Bases 18 to 1586 code for a protein of 522 amino acids.
UCUUCUAGGUCCCUGAGAUGGAGGAGAUGACAAUAUGGGAGCAGUAUACUAUUACACUGAACCGAGACCCUCGAAGAGGCUUUGGUAUUGCUAUCGCUGGAGGCAGAGACCGCCCAAGUAGCAAAGAUGGUGAUCAGUCAAUCAUUGUUUCAGACAUUGUUCCUGGGGGACCUGCUGAUAAUAGAUUACAGACAAGGGAUCACAUUGUAAUGGUGAAUGGGGUUUCAAUGGAGAAUGUGACCUCAUCAUUUGCAAUUCACACUCUGAAGUCAUGUUUGAAAACUGCCAAUGUGACUGUGAAACGUCCUCGAAAAAUCCAACUUCCUGGGAGCAACUCUGUACCCCCCGUUUCCACAGGCCUUUCUCACGGCUCUAGGGCAUCACACACAUCAGAGCUUAUGUAUUCAAACUCUCUUGACAAAGAAGGAAGAGAAGAAGCAGAUUCUUCUGUAGCCUGGAGAGAGAGAUAUGGAAGUUUCAGCAGGGAGCCACAUGAGGAUACAGCAAGAGGCUAUGAAGGGGAUUCUUCCAGUGGACGUAGCUCAGGGGGAUCUACUCAUCGUUCCUCUUACCACUCAAGACAGCACAGGUUGAAAGGUGUUGGAAGUGGAGCAGGAAAUUAUUCAAGGAAGAGGGCUGGCAACAAGAAGAAACAAAGCUCUGACAGGGAGUCCGUUGGCUCAAACAGAUGGAGAGAAACUGGUAGUGGCAGGGGGUACUCUGGAAGUGAUGCUGGAGACUAUUCAAGAACAGACUUGGGAAGUGAUAUUGUGGAACAGCCCUAUAGUGGGCUUGAACUUGUGUCUGGUUUCAAGCGACUGCCUGUUCAGGAUGUACCCUCUAAACCUGUUAAGACCAUAUUAGUGAAACAGACAGAAUCCCAAGAAUAUGGUUUGAAGCUUGGUAGUCAAAUCUUCAUUAAACAUAUCACAGACACAGGGCUGGCUGCUCAGGAAAAAUCACUACAGGAGGGAGAUCUCAUUCUUAAGAUCAAUGGAGUUGCAAGUGAAAAUAUGUCAUUGGCUGACACUCGCCGGCUUAUUGAGAAGUCAAAAGGAAAACUUACACUCACUGUUUUGAGGGAUAAUCGCCAAUUUCUGGUUAAUAUUCCUCAAGUAAAUGACAGCGAUAGCGAGGACAGGAACUCUGUUCAGGAUGAUAUUUCUGAGUUAAGUUCGGAUCAUUCACCACCUCCUUCUCAGCCUCCUCCUCCUCCGCCUGCUGGACAAAUUUCCUGGCAGAAUUCCUUAAAUAGCUUGGAAAGCCCAGUUCAUGAAUUUAAUGGAACACACUCCUUACAGAGCGAUGAUGUACAGAACAAAAAUUAUCCCAGGGUAUCUCCACAACUGCACAGUGAAUACAGGGAAGAGCCUGAGCAAGCCAGUGACAAGCAGAAAGAUGAUCUACGAGUGGGUUAUAGCCCAGAUGCACGCUUAAUACAGUUCACAAAAGGGAAAAGCAUUGGACUGCGCCUUGCAGGAGGAAAUGAUGUGGGAAUAUUUGUUGCUGCUGUUCAAGAAGGGAGCCCUGCAGCAAUCGAGGGGAUGAAGGAAGGUGACCAGAUCCUACAGGUGGCUGCAAUAUAAA